This is a messenger RNA of Cuscuta campestris, 1007 nucleotides long. Lineage: Eukaryota; Viridiplantae; Streptophyta; Magnoliopsida; Solanales; Convolvulaceae. The record is from the annotation of a GenBank genome assembly.
GUACCGAACCCAUUGAGAUCCGAACCAGGUCUACCACUCACCUUCACAAUAAACCCUAAUCUCUCUCUGUCUCUCAAGUCUCAACAUAUAACAGACAGCCGCACACAUUCCUUCAUCCCUCUCCCUGCGGCUAAGGAACUUCUUCGAGCUCAGCCAUGGGUAUUGAUCUGAAAGCAGGAGGUAAGAGCAAGCAGACGAAGCGCACAGCGCCGAAAUCCGAGGAUGUUUACUUGAAGCUUCUCGUGAAGCUCUACCGGUUUUUGGUACGAAGGACCGGAAGCAAGUUCAAUGCUGUGGUUCUGAAACGCCUGUUCAUGAGCAAGACGAACAGGCCUCCGCUCUCACUCUCCAGGCUGAUCGCUUUCAUGUCCGGAAAGGAGGAUAAGAUUGCUGUGUUGGUGGGCACUAUUACUGAUGAUGUUAGGGUUUAUGAAGUCCCAGCAAUGAAAGUUUGUGCCCUGAGGUUCACCCAAACUGCCAGGGCAAGGAUUGAGAAAGCCGGAGGUGAAUGCCUGACAUUUGACCAGCUGGCUCUUAGAGCUCCAUUGGGACAGAACACGAUUCUGCUUAGAGGUCCUAAGAAUGCACGGGAAGCGGUGAAACACUUUGGUCCCGCUCCGGGUGUUCCGCAUAGUCACACCAAGCCGUACGUGCGCUCCAAGGGAAGGAAGUUUGAGAAGGCCAGGGGAAGAAGAAACAGCCGCGGUUACAAGGCUUAGUUUUGUUCUUAUUAUAUCGACUUAUCUUCUGUAGUAUCAUGUCGUUCCGAUUUUGCAAAAGAUUUUUCGCUGUCCGACGCAGGUUUCUUCUUUCAAUUUGAUCUUCAGCUUGUUCCUGAAAACAAGCUACUCCGUUUUUACAAUUGAAGAUUUUAAUAUAAGUGUGCGGUUAUUAAUUUAAUUACUAGUCAUAUUAUGAUUGUUCUGAAAAAAUGCCUUUUUUUGUUUUACUUAUGUUCCAAAUUUGAUUGGUGAACAAAUUAAAAAGCAUAAAGACCAUACGUCUCC